AUGAAAUCAUUCCUAACAUUAUCGAUUCUGUUCAACAUUACAUACAUAACAUCCGCCAGAAGAAUAUCCUGUCACGCUUGCUUAAACUCGGUUUGCUACAAACGCUCGACAAUUUUAAAAGGGCACAAAUUCUCAGGACAACUAGCCGUUGACAGGAACGUAAAUCUUCUUUAUUUUCAUUAUCAAAACAACCAAUCAAUGGACUUUACUGGAGCUUUCGAUUUAGAAAAAGUUAAAUUAACUAAUAUACCCAACACAGGUUUUACUUUUGGUCGAGCUGUCGACCAAUCCACGAGAGAUCUGUAUACAUCAGGAGCCCAAGGAAUUUAUAAAUAUAACCCUAUAGAAAACACCACAGCUCUGUUCGGAAUCAAAGAUAAAACAAUAUGGCAUAUACAGUACGAAGAUAAGUUGUAUUACACGGAAUUCCGAAAGAAAGGCUUAUACACGUAUGUAGAUAGGAAAUUCAAGGAUAUUCCAGAAUUAGCUGAGUACCAAAUCGACGACUUUAUUAUCGAUAAAAAAGGAGAUAUUUAUUUUAUGAGCAAUUACGUCACACGCGUUUUGAGAAAAGGCGCGAAAAAAGCUGAAAUAUUCGAGGAUGAAAUAUACUCUUUAACCACAGAUAAUAAUGGGAACGCUUACUUCAUACAGCCUUACACGAGAGGUGUUUACUGUUUAAGUUAUAGGACUGGCAAAUUAGUAGAAAUUGGUGCAUUUAACAAAAUAUCGCCUUUCAAAUUAGUCUUUGAUGGCGACAAUAAUAUUGUUUACUAUGACGCAACGAAUAGAAGUUUAUUCUAUCUCUCGCCUACGUUGAACAAGUGUAGUGUCGCUGCACGAGGUAAACAUCGUAAAAUGUUUAUUGCUACUGCGUCUCGGAAACACAAAAAUCAUAAAAAGGACAAUUCGUCUUCCAUCAAGAAUAUUACUAAAAUAAUAUAAGUGUUGUGACUUGGAGGCAAAAUAAUUAUAUCCAAGAAUUAUGUAGAAUAUACAUUGAAAUGUGUAGUCGGUUGACUGUUACUUGCAAUGUUUGUGUGUAGGGCACAUAUUUAGGUGCCAUUUAUUAGCAAAAAACAUCGGUCCAGUAAAUACAAAGUUUACCAUAGGAAUAGACGACCGUGUGUAUGUUAUAAAAUAUUUAUUUAUUUUUGAAGUUUACUUCAUAAAAAUCGAUUAUCAUAUAAGGCCCCCGGUAUGAAAAAAAAAUAUGAUAAGUAAAAUCUACUGAACUAAUUACUUCGUUGCGUUUCUCGUAACGCAAACCCAUUGGGUUCCGAUAGAUGGCGUUAUUUGAUUCAUUUAUUUACCAUUUGGUAUGGUAUUAAUCUUUUUCUUAAACUA
Messenger RNA from Melitaea cinxia (Glanville fritillary), 1347 nucleotides. RefSeq lists its product as uncharacterized. The record is from RefSeq and is a predicted model, not a curated record. Bases 1 to 945 code for a protein of 314 amino acids. Gene Ontology annotation, molecular function: protein binding. NCBI's taxonomy places the organism in Eukaryota, Metazoa, Arthropoda, Insecta, Lepidoptera, Nymphalidae. The transcript has a single exon.